AUGGCCGAAGAAUUCAUCGCCCUUCAAAAACAGGGAACAUGGACUCUAGUACCCGUUCCCAUCAAUGCACCAAUUCUUGGAUCAAAGUGGACAUACCGCACAAAAUGCAACUCGGACGGGUCCGUGGCUCGCUUCAAAGCAAGAUUGGUAGCUCAAGGGAACCAACAAGAAUACGCGUUGGAUUACAACGACACCUUCUGCCCAGUUGCAAAAUUACCAACCAUUCGCAUUCUAUUCGCUGUCGCUCUCUUCUACCAAUGGCCGGUUCAACAGCUCGACGUCUCAAAUGCGCUUCACGGCAAUCUCACCGAAACGAAUAAGGAACGAUCCCCUUUCCAUAGAUCAAUAGCGAAUCCGGCAUCCAUUGCCUCACACACCGAAGUCCAUUCCGGCAUUCUCCAUUCUCAUCAGAGCAAUCAAAUCGUUAAAGUCCUCAAGGCAAAUGGAUUCAUCAUCUUUCUUGAUCCUCAAACGGCUUCCGCGUCGUCCACAAAUGCAUCAGUAAAUGAAAAUACAGAUCCAAAUCAAGAUUCCUCCAGCUGGCUAGUCAUCGAUCAAAACCUGGCUGCCGCAUUGUGCUCCACCAUCUCCCCUUCGGUUCUCUCAUAUGUUCUCCAUCUUGAAUCUACGAACGAGAUAUGGUGUGCACUGCAGACAAGGUUUCAAUCUUCAAACAGGUCCAAAGUUAUCCAGCUCACGAAAGAGCUUCACAACGUUUCCAUGAAGAAUCUUUCAAUGUCUCAGUACCUAACUGAGAUCAAGAAGAUUGUAGACAGCAUUGCCUCGGCGGGAUCAUCCGUCGAUCCCGAGGACGUUAUGAUAUAUAUUCUGAACGGAUUACCUCCUUCCUACCUACCGUUCACUACAUCCAUCCGUACGAUGCAAUCCUCUCUCAGUCUUGGUAGUCUUUACGCUCUCUGA
Molecule: messenger RNA, 921 nt
Organism: Dendrobium catenatum
Lineage: Eukaryota; Viridiplantae; Streptophyta; Magnoliopsida; Asparagales; Orchidaceae
Exons: 3
Coding region: 1-921 (306 amino acids)
Source: RefSeq, a predicted model, not a curated record